AGAUUACAUAUAGACAGGUAUGGUGGAGUUAAAUAAAAUGACAAUAGAGAAGUUGUCAACUCUGACGGGUAAGAUUCUAACAGAUGUGAGUUACACGAAUGAGAUAUCCACAGUACUGGACCUGGUCACCGAGGAGCAGAACUCUGAGAUUCUCACCUUGGCUGCCAUCUCAUCUCUUAAAAAGAUAUACGAUAAGUUGCUGACAAACUCGUGGAUGUUCGACGUAAAAGGAGACACAAAAGAAACAGAAGAGAAAGAAGUAUCCGAGUACAGAGACUGGAUGAGAGACACUUACAACGAGGUGUUCUGUGCUAUCUGCUCUAAAAUAAACUCACUAUCUCCUGAAAUACUGGAGUCAGCCUACGCCACUUCUCUCUCCUUUCUAAGUGCUGAGACUGUGUUUGUGAAGCUGUCACGUGACAGAGCCGGUGUGUUUAUUGAGCACAUUCUUAUCUCCAAACAGUCAGAGUUAGUAACACGGCUCUCGAAUGAGGUGUCUGAUUUAGAUUGGAAGUAUGCUACUUUAAGAGGGAUUGAGAGAUUUUCAAAGAAACAUUCUGCAGAAACUCAUGUAGACAUGUCUCCGUUUGUUUAUCAGUUGUUGUCCUCAGUUGAUAUCUCAGAAUUCACAUCAUCUGAGCACACGGAAAAGAAACGUAAAACAGAUGCUUCUAAAACAAUAUUCCACAUUUGUAAAGCUUAUAAUUCCACUUGGAUCCAGUUUCUAAAGAUGCCCAAAUCCAAGGAGUUGUAUCACACAAUCCUCUCCAGUCUUCACGAGAAAGUGAUACCUCACAUGCAGAAUCCCAAACUUCUUAUCGACUUCCUGGUGGACUCGUACGAUCUGGGAGGUACAACUAGUCUGCUCGCUCUCAACAGUCUGUUUAUCUUGAUAACAGAGUAUAAUCUAGACUACCCUUCCUUCUAUCCAAAACUCUACAGAAUGCUGACAGCUGACUUGCUCCACGCCCCCUAUGUCACCAGGUUCAUCUCAAUGUUGGACACAUUCCUAAAGUCACCCCUCCUCCCCGCGUACUUGGUCGCAGCGUUCGCUAAACGUCUCGCGCACAACUCCCUACAAGCGCCUCCCCACGUGAUAGUUAUAGUGGUGAGGGUAAUAACUAACCUGAUUAAGCUACACCCCAGUGUUAAGAGACUGGUACACAGGGGACCUGACCACGCUGCUGUAAGAGAGGACCCCUUCCUUCCUGCUGAACAGGACCCUGCGCAGUGCAACGCUCUGCAGUCAUCACUCUGGGAGUUAGAGGUGCUGGCUGAACAUUACUGUCCGGGUAUUGCUACUACUGUUAAAACUCUGAGGAAACCUACUGAUGAGAUUUUAGUGGGGUUAGGUUUGGAGAAGGGGUAUGAUGGCUUGUUUAAGGAGUAUUUGAAGAUGUGGAGUAAGGAUCCUCCUUUAGAGUUUACUGAACCACUUACUUUUAACCAAUCAGAAUAUGCUGACAUCUUUACUUUUUAAUUUAGAUUUAUAGGGUUGAAUUACUUAUUAUUAACUUAUUGAACUUUAUCUCUGUUUUUAAAUUAUUGACGGUCUGCAUCGAUAUUUUUUAGAAUAUUCUAAAAUUCUAACCACAAA
Molecule: messenger RNA, 1597 nt
Organism: Bolinopsis microptera
Lineage: Eukaryota; Metazoa; Ctenophora; Tentaculata; Lobata; Bolinopsidae
Product: nucleolar complex protein 4 homolog
Exons: 2
Coding region: 20-1480 (486 amino acids)
Biological process (GO): ribosome biogenesis
Cellular component (GO): small-subunit processome; Noc4p-Nop14p complex; nucleolus
Source: RefSeq, a predicted model, not a curated record